AAAAAUGUGGGUUUGGGGUGAUGACAAAAAGGAGUGAGAAGGCGGAUGAUGGGACUGUUAGAUAUGUCACCCUUGCUUGUGCCCGUGGUGGGAAGGCCCGAAAUAAAUCGUUGAAUCUCGCCAAACCACAUCAGACAGGAAAGACAGAAUGUAAGGCAAAGAUUAAUGCCUUAAAAGUUGAGAGAAAGGUGCGGUUGACAACAGUUCAUAAUAUCCAUAAUCACGGCCUUAGUCCACAGAAAUCUCGCUUCUUUCGUUGUAAUAGAGAAGUUAGCGAGACUGUAAAAAGAGUCCUAGAUACAAAUAACUUGGCUGACAUCCGAAUGAAUAAGAACUUUGGCAGUCUUGUUGUUGGCGCGGGAGGAUUCGAGAACCUCCAUUUUUUAGAAAAAGAUUGUCGUAAUUACAUCGACAAAGCAAGGCAUUUGCGACUUGGGAAAGGUGGCGCUGGAGCACUUCAAGAGUAUUUUUUAAGGAUGCAGUACAAAAAUUCAGGGUUCUUUGCGUUGAUGGAUUUAGAUGAUGACGGGAGGUUAAAUAAUGUCUUUUGGGCAGAUCCUUGUAGUAGGGCAGCAUAUCAGUUUUUUGGUGAUGUGGUUACAUUCGACACCACAUAUUUGACGAAUAGAUAUGGUAUGCCAUUUGCACCAUUUGUUGGUAUAAAUCACCGCAGCCAGUUAAUUUUGUUGGGAGCAGGGUUGAUUUCUAGUGAGGAUACGGAGACCUUUGUAUGGUUAUUCCAAACUUGGUUGCAUUGUAUGGAUGGUAUAGCUCCGAAAGUUAUUAUCACAGAUCAGGAUAGAGCGAUGAAAAAUGUAAUUUCUAUUGUCUUUCCGGAAAGCCGACAUAGAUUUUGUUUGUGGCAUAUACUGAAAAAAAUCCCUAAGAAGCUUGGCUCCCAUGGUUCCUACAAAAGUGGGCUGAAAAGCGCAUUGAUGAAAUGUGUCUAUGACACUCAAACUGUUGAAGAGUUUGAGAAAUGUUGGGAUGAGUUAAUCACCACGUACAACUUGCAUGAAAAUGCAUGGCUGCAAAGUCUAUUCGCUGAGCGUGAGCAUUGGGUACCGGCAUUCUUGAAAGAGUUUUUUUAGGCUGGAAUGAGUACAACCCAGCGGAGCGAGAGCAUGAAUGCAUUUUUUGAUGUUUAUGUGCAUUCUAAGACAAACCUGAAAGAGUUUGUGGACCAGUUUGACAACGCGCUGAAAAAGAAAAUUGAGAAUGAAAAUAGCGCGGACUUCCACUCAUUCAAUGUCACAAUUCCCUGCAUAUCUAGAUCUCCAAUUGAAAAGAUAUUUCAAGAUUUGUACACGAAUGCAAAAUUCAGGGAAGUUCAACAGCAACUUACCGGCAUCAUCGAUUUGGAUCCAGUUUUACUUAAGAGGGAUGGUGUAGUAAAAACCUAUCUGGUAGAGGAUGAAGUUUGUGUGGAAGAGUUCACUAAGUUGGUUACACAUUCUGUGGACUUUAGUGAGGAAGAUGCAGCUGCAAAGUGUUCUUGUGGGUUAUUUCAGAUGAAGGGGAUAUUGUGUAGGCACCUUUAGGCCGUAUUCAAGUGUAACGGGAUCAAAUCAUUACCAGAUAGAUACAUUUUAGAUUGAUGGCGGAAGGACAUCAAAAGGAGAUACACGUUAAUCCACAGCAGCUAUGACGUAGGGGAUCAGCGGGCAGAUGCUAACAGAUAUUCAAGUCUAUUGAAUAUUUGCUAUAAAAUGAUUACUCAUGCAGCGGGUUCGAAAGAGCAUACUGAGGAUGCAACUGCAAAGUUAUAUGCAAUGAUUGACUUAUAUUCUGUGGACAACCAAGAACCCCCAUCGAUCACCCUAACGGAUUCCAAUGUUGGUUGUACGACGAAAGACACGCCUACAGCUGGUAGUUCAAAGCAAGUACUUAGUCCACAUGUUGUGAGAGGAAAAGGCAGACCCCCAUCUUUGAGGAGAGCAUCUAGGAUGGAGAAAGACAUGCGAAAGGUUAAAGCGAAGAUAAAGAAAGCACCAGUAAAGGAGAAAAGUAAACAGCGAGAUGGACGAGAUACACCAGUUAUGGAUACUUGCAGGAAUUUAUUUGGCCCUUCAGAGAUAGAUAUGUCCACAGCAGGUGGCAUGCAGUUUGUUCCAGACAACUCAGCUUUUGACAUAAGUGGAACCCAACUCCGAGAAACAGUGAUUCCAAGUCAACAAAGCAUGCAAUUUGGGUUGGAUAGAUCACAACCGGUGCAACUUGACUUGGAUGGAUCACAACCGGAGCAAUGAGAUGGUUGCAUAAUAUUCUGAUGUCCAAUGUGUAUAUUUUGGUUGUAAUUCAUGGAAACACAAACAUAACACAUUUUUGUUGUGUAUUGGAUGUAUUGGAUGCAUUGAAUGUAAUAUUCUGAUAAAUAGUUUUUUUUGUUGAUGGAAAUAUGUGGAAAUAUGCAGAUGGAAAUAUGUGGACAAAUGGAUCUUGAAAUACCUUGCUCAUGUUGUGAAAGGCAUAAGCUUGUCUUGCUCAUG
Messenger RNA from Juglans regia (Persian walnut), 2489 nucleotides. RefSeq lists its product as uncharacterized. The transcript is spliced from 4 exons. The record is from RefSeq and is a predicted model, not a curated record. The coding region runs from base 1710 to 2249 and encodes 179 amino acids. NCBI's taxonomy places the organism in Eukaryota, Viridiplantae, Streptophyta, Magnoliopsida, Fagales, Juglandaceae.